GGGUGCCAUUUUGAUCAGGGACUUCUGUCCCUGGCGGCGGGGACAAGUCAGUCAAGACGGGGAAUGGCUCCCGGGACCGCGGGUGAAUCACAAGACAUGGUGCCUGUGUCAUCUAGUGCUGAAGGCGAUGCUAUCAAGGUUUAUGUGAGGGUCCGUCCUCCUUCAGAAGGAACCCUACAUGUUGAUGUGGAGAAUGGGAUGUGUUUAUCUAUUCUUUCACCAAGCACCAUCCGUCUGCAUUCAAAGCCUGAACCUAAGAUUUUCACCUUUGAUCAUGUAGCAGAUAUGAACACAACACAGGAAUCAGUGUUCACAAGUGUGGCAAAAAAUAUAGUUGAAUCAUGCAUGAAUGGCUACAAUGGAACAAUUUUUGCAUACGGGCAGACUGGUUCCGGGAAGACAUUUACUAUGAUGGGACCUCCUGACUUGGAUAACUUUGCUCAUGAUCUGAGAGGUGUGAUACCACGAAGUUUUGAAUAUCUUUUUUUCCUAAUUGAACGUGAAAAAGAAAAGGCUGGUGCUGAAAAGAGUUUUCUCUGUAAAUGUUCAUUCAUUGAAAUCUAUAAUGAACAGAUAUUUGAUUUGCUGGAUUCUGCUUCAACUGUACUCUUUCUCAGAGAACAUAUCACAAAAGGGGUGUUUGUUGUUGGAGCAGUGGAGCAAGUGUUGACCUCAGCUGCUGAAGCGUAUCAGGUAUUAACAAUGGGCUGGAGAAAUCGUCGCGUAGCAUCUACCUCAAUGAAUAGAGAGUCCUCCAGAUCGCAUGCUGUCUUUACUAUCACAGUAGAAUCAAUGGAAAAGAACAAUGAAGUUAUGAACAUUCGAUCCUCUCAACUCAAUUUAGUGGAUUUGGCUGGAUCUGAGAGACAAAAAGAUACUCAUACAGAAGGAGUUAGGUUAAAGGAAGCAGGGAACAUAAACCGGUCGUUAAGUUGCUUAUGUCAAGUUAUCACUGCACUUGUUGAUCUGGGCAAUGGAAAGCAGAGGCACGUUUGCUAUAGAGACUCCAAACUUACAUUUCUGCUAAGGGAUUCACUUGGUGGGAAUGCUAAAACAUGCGUCAUAGCAAAUGUUCAUCCUGGAUCCAGAUGUUUUGGUGAAACCUUGUCCACUCUUAAUUUUGCUCAGAGGGCAAAACUGAUUAAAAAUAAGGCUGUGAUAAAUGAAGACACACAAGGAAAUGUAAAACAGUUACAAGCAGAAGUGAAGAAACUGAAGGAGCAGCUUGCUCUGCUUGCUUUAGGACAAUCUGUGCACGACACUUCACUUUCUACAGAUACCAGAGCACAUGAUGCGGGACAUAUAGAUUAUAGGAAUCGAUUUCUUCAAGCUAUGCUGUUCUUGGAAAAAUCUGAAAGUGAAAAAAAGGUGCUGUUAGAAAAAGUUGCCAAAUUAGAAGAUGUCUGUGUCAAAAAGGAGAAAUUCAUUCAGUCCAAUAAAAUGAUAAUUAAAUUUAGAGAAGAUCACAUAGCUCGCAUGGAAAAACUACAUAAAGAAGAUCAUGACAGCUUAUUGCCCAAAGAACAAGAGGAGUUGAUCGGAGAACUGAAGAAGGAACUGAAGACUCUCAGAGAACAGGUGGAGCAACAUCCCCGUGUUGCAAAAUAUGCCAUGGAGAACCAUGUCCUCCGAGAAGAGAACAAACAACUCCGUUCUUUACAGUCUGUGAAACGAAUACAAGAAAUUGAUGCUCAGACCAUAAGAGAAUUGGAAAAAGUUUUCUUAGAGGUUUCAGGCAGAGAGUAUAACAAUAGAGGCCAGCAGGCAUGUUCUAUCCCCUUGUCAACAGACAGCAGUACAGCAGCAUCUAUUGAAAAGCUGAAAGAACGUCUGCUGCAUACACAGAGUGAACUGGCAAGUUCCAAACAAGAACAUGAAGAAUUCAAAGAAUUAACAAAGAAAAAACAGAUGGAACUAGAUUCAGAACUGCAGUCUUUACAAAGAGCAAACCAGCAUCUUGAAAAAAUCUUGGAAGCAACUAAGGCUUGUAAACGCCAGGAGGUCUCAUAUCUUAACAAAGUGCAUAUAGAAACUCUAAAGAGCAUGACAACUCCAACAAAAGCUUAUCAGUUAAGGUCUAGAUUGGUGCCACGGUUAACCCCUGAAAUGUUGAACCAGGAAUCUCCUCAGAGUUCUGGAGAGAUGGCGGGUGAUAUUUUCAAUGAACCCAUGCCUGCUGAGAUGAAUGAACAAGCCUAUGAGGCAAUUGCAGAGGAGUUGGAAAUCGCUCAGAAAGAAUUAAGCUCUCUUCAGAUGAAAUUAGAUGAAGAAGAAACUAAAGCUAUAAAACUUCAGCAGCACAUUAAUAAAUUGGAGCACCAUUCUUCACAAAUGCAGGAGCUUUUUGCCUCAGAAAGAAGUGGUUGGCAAACUGAAAAGCAAGGCCUGCUUGAAAAGAUAGACUGUCUUGAAAAGCAGUGUGAUGAUCUGGAGAACAAGGCUAACAUAUUAAACAGUGAGGUUCAUGACUUGCGAAUUGUCCUACAGUCUGCAGAUAAAGAACUGUCUGCUGUAAAAAUGGAGUAUAAUACUUUCAGAAGAAAUCAAGAGAAAGAAAUCAGCAAAGUGUCUAUCAGACAUAUGAAUGUACAACUGCAACUUGAUAAUGUCAGGCUGGAGUAUGAAAAAGUACUUGAAGAAAAAACAAGCUUGCAAGAUGACUAUGACAAUCUCCAGGAAAUAUUGAAAUUUGAGACUGACCAGUUGACACAGCAGGUCCUUGAUGGCAAGCAUGAAAGGGAAGCUCUAAAAACAGAACUUCAAAAUGUGUUGGGCCUAUUGCAACAUGAAAAGGAACAGAAUCAGAAAUUAACUCUGCAGUUACAAGAAGAUAAAGAGCAGAUUUCCAAGGAGCAUCUAAAAGAUCUCCAGAUCAUGGAGCUGGAGAAACAUACUGCUGAAAUGGUGUCAAAGUGUGAGCAGCAGGAUGCAAAGCUUCAGAAACUGGAGUGCAAUUUAAAGGCUGCUGAACAAAUUAUUGCUUCUCUGGAGAAAACCAAUGCUACUGAUAAGGGACUUGUAUCAGAUCUGAUGAGCCAGAUUCUGGAGAUGAGGAUGUCAAUCAAUCAGAAGCUGGAGUGCAUUGAAGGACUCACAAGUGAUCUGGAAGAUCUAAAAUGUAAAUAUAAUUCAGGUUUGGCUGCAAAAGAAGAAAGCAAAUCAGUUAUAGAAGACCAGAAAAGACAAAUUGAAGAAUUGAGGGAGGCCUUGGAGAGAGCACAAACUGCUGAUAAAAUUGAGAAGGAAAUUCUUUGUGAAGAACUGCAUCACACUUCUGAGCAGUUAAACAGUUUAACAGAAGCUUCUAAAAACCAUGCAGCACUUCUUCAGUCUGCACAAGAAGACCUAAUUAGGAAGGAAGCCUUAAUCCAGGAACUUCAGGAACAGCUGAAGAAAAAGACAGAAGAAUUGGAAAACAAGAGAACUGAAUAUGAAUCUAAAAUGCGUCAAAUAGACUGUGUCAUGGAAUCCUCUGCUGUAGCACUUCCACAGACUCCCCAAACUCCACCCAAUUUUGACAAAAAUCUCGCAAAGCUGCUGGAGACACACGAACAGGAGAUAGCAGAUCAAAGAGCAUCUGUAUUUACUUUGGAACAUCUUGUAUCAGAGUUAAAUGAAGAAAGAGAUGCUAAAAAUAAUGAAAUUCUAAGACUAAAGACUCAGCUGUGCAAACUGGAAAACACUCGUCUGGAAAUGCAGGUAUUAAUGGAAAAUAACAGAAAUCUGCAGAGCCAACUUGAGGAAGCCAGAAGAGGAAGGAGGACAAGUGGUGCAAAAUAUCCAAAUAUUCAAGACCUGAGAGAGAGAGAAAAGGAAAUGGCUGAAUCAAGGAUGGUAAAUAAUAAAGUAAUGGAAGAAAUGCAAAAAAUCAGAUCUGAGUUGGAAAACACCAGAAAUGAACUGGGAAGCAAAACAAUUGCCUUUCAGGAAAUGGUUCAAGAGCUGGAACGAGUAAAAUGUUUGGAGUCAAAGACAUUCAAGGAGAAAGAAGAAAUGAGAUCAAAACUGGACGAAAUGUGUGAAGAAAGAGUAAAAUCUGAAAAAGAGAUGUAUCUUUUGAGGAAACAGAUUGAAUCUCUUGCUGAGGAGAAUGGGAAGCUGGUUGGCCACCAAAAUGUAAAUCAGAAGAUUCAGUAUCUUGUAAAGUUGAAGAAAGAACAUGCUAAACUGAUAGAGGAAGUUGAAGGACUUCGUGUUGAGAACGCCUUUCUAAAAGGAAGAUGUCAAGAACCGUCUUCAUUUACUGCACCCAAAAAUGAAAGUGUUGAUGUUUAUAAUAUUGAUAAAGCAAAGAAGUAGGACUUGACUUAUCCCUGUUAAACAAAAUUUUGCAUUGCUUAACUUCAAAGCAAUCAAAAAGUUCCAAGAACUUUCUUUUUUCACAUACUGUGUCUUGUUUGAAUUCUAUCUUUCUUAACGAACCAGUCUGGCAAAUCAGUCCCAAUUACAUAUGUUAAAUUUGCUGGGAAUUGUACCUUGCAUCUUAAUGAAUAUCAGAGGACUUCCUGUCUUUUGAAGAAGGUUAGAAGAUUUCAUAUACUAGACUAAUUGUAGAUUAAAAAGGACCCGAUACAGAUUUCACAAUGUAUAUAUGUUCAAUGUGCAACAAAUAUAUUGCAGGGCUACAAAAAUAAUCCACAUUUCUAUUGCUGAAACAUGUUUUCCACAAGCAAGUUUUUCUUUUUGAUAUAGCAAAAUGAUCAAUUAAAUCACAAGAUGAUCUUUUAUUUGAUACUCUGAACAAUAGGAAUUUGUAGACUCCCUUUCUGUAUUUGUUCUUUGCUUUGGAAUUAGUGUUUCUUUUUAGCUGAACACUGUCUAUAUAAAUAUUUAAAAGUCCAAGGCUAGUACCAAGCAAAGAUGUCAAUACCAUCAUCCAGUUCGGUGUCAUGUAUAGCAACUUACACAGUUUGUUUUCUAAGAUCACAAGUCUUCUUUAGUCUUAUUUUAAAACCAUGAAUGCCUACUGCAAAUAGGUGAAGUAUUUCACAUUUGUAAAUUGAUGCAGUCAUGUAAUGGAGGUAGAGGAAUUAAAUUAGCUCUCUAAUAUUUAUAAUGGCUAAAAUCCUGUUGCCAUAUGUUAUGCCACUUAAGGUGGAUGACAUCAUCAACCACAGCAGUUUUUCAGAAAUCAGACAUUUCUGAUUUUCCCCCUGAAGGCCCCAAGAAUCCUUUCUGUCAGGAAGCUGUGGAGGGCCACUUAUUUAAAAUCACCACUUCAGUCGCCAUUUUCCAUAAUUAAAGGCUGCGCCCCUGUCCUAUGGCUCCCAGCAACUUCCCAAUGAGAAAAGUGUUGCCAUGAAAGCCUUAGGACCUUCAGCAGAGAAAUCAGAAAUGUUUGAUUUCAAAAAAACAAUUGACAUCUCAGUUAAGUGACUGUAGUUUUGGAUAUUAAAUAAUUCAUUGUUAUCCUAAUUUAGACAUCACUUUGAUUGGAGGAAACCACAAAAUGGAAGAGAAUCUGCACUUGAGGAGGACAUGCACAUAAUUAAAGUCUAUAGUUUGAAUAAAGAGAAUGUGACUUUGAAUCAAGUCUAGAUUGCCUCUCACUUUAGGUAUUACACAGGAAUACUCAUGUACAAAAUACAUAUCUCUGGAAGUAGGUGAGCAUAGCAAAUACAUUUUCUUAGCAAAUAUGUAUGAACAUGGAUUGGAAUCCUACUUCCAGUCUCUGAGCUUGGGCAAAUAUUCUGUCAUACAAAAAGCUGAAAUACUCUUAGGUGGAUAGGUAGUUUCAACAGAAUGUAGACAAGACGAUAUUAUAGAUUUUUAUUUGUUGCUUUGAACUCUUUCAAAGAAAUGUGCACAUCUAGCUUUCUUUGUUAUGAAAAAGCCUGGGCCGUGACAGUUAGUUUCAUAGAAAAAAAGAUUGGUGAAUGUUUAGAAAUGGUCCACUCAUGCUCUAUAGUGUAUCUUUUGGCAGCUACAGCUCUUUUCUCAAAACUUUGGUUUUCUCACCUUCUAUUUGACAUGACUGCUUUCUAAAGACCAUACAUAAAAGGAUUUUGUACUCAAA
Pogona vitticeps (central bearded dragon) is the source of this 6016-nucleotide messenger RNA. NCBI's taxonomy places the organism in Eukaryota, Metazoa, Chordata, Lepidosauria, Squamata, Agamidae. The record is from RefSeq and is a predicted model, not a curated record.